CUGGCCCUCGGCGGCCUCCGUCGGCGGCCGCCGCGGGCGGGGGCGGCCAUGCCCCGCAAGGGAAGGGGCGGCGCGGAGGGCGCCGGCGCCGCCCCCGCGGGGCCCGUGGCGGCGGGCGGCGAUGGCUCCGUGCGGGUGGCGGUGCGCGCCAAGCCCGGGUGCCGGCGCAGCGCCGUGACAGAUGUGACGGCUGAGGCAGUAGGUGUAGCUAUUGCUGCACCUCCGUCAGAAGGGGAGGCAAAUGCAGAGCUGUGUCGCUACCUCUCUAAGGUGCUGGAGGUGAAGAAGAGUGAAGUUAUUUUAGAGAAGGGUGGUAAAUCACGUGACAAAGUGGUGAAGAUUUUGGUAUCGAUGACACCAGAUGAGAUAUUAGAAAAACUGAAAAAAGAAGCUUCCAGUUGACCUAAAACAAGAGCAGGAAAUGGAGCAAUGCGUCUUGGUAAAUGGAGUGAUGUUCUUAGGUAAAACUGGUCCUGUUGAGAAUUUGGAUAACAACUAGGGAAAGAUACUUUUUUUGCCCCUUUGUUAGUACAGCUUCUGCAUAGUUGAAAUGUUUGUGUAGGUCUGGACCAUCUCCUUUAUCACUGUGUAGUGAAAUUAGAAAAACUUGUCUUUAUGGAAGUUCCAAGUCUACUUCAGUUAUUACAGAUUUUUUUUUCCCCCUCUGGAGAGUUGCCUGUCCAUAAAAUUUGUAAGAUUUGUCCUCUUUACUUGUCCUCUAACAAACAGUUUUGAGAACUUGUUUUGGAAUUAAAUAAACUUUGGUUCACAAAAUAAAAGGCUUAGAGUGACAGGCUUCUAAGUCAUUGGUUUGAUGUCAAAAGAAGUGUCAUGCAAAAGGAUGAAUCAGCCUAGACGGUAAAGAGCAUAAACCAGCAUUCUCUGUAAUAUCUGUGGCAGCCAUAGGGUACAGUUUUCCUGUUACCUGCACAUCUGUAAAUCUAAAUUAAAUUUAUUUGAAGCCAGAAUCCUUUGUUGAGCACACAAGCAAACUAAAAGCAGAAUCAUCUCCUGAGUAACUGAAACAAAAUCAAAAGUUUGCAGUAUGAAAAACUGAUGUAGAAUAUAAUAAUUGUGUACAUAGAGUCACUUUGGAAUAGUCUAAUUAAUUUCCUGAAAAGUAGAGAUAGUCAUGGAUUCUUUGCCAAAUGUCAAAAGUGAUGACUGUUUUUAAUAAUAAAAAGACAAGAAUAUUUCAA
Molecule: messenger RNA, 1199 nt
Organism: Rhea pennata
Lineage: Eukaryota; Metazoa; Chordata; Aves; Rheiformes; Rheidae
Gene: C10H15orf40
Product: chromosome 10 C15orf40 homolog
Exons: 4
Coding region: 49-402 (117 amino acids)
Cellular component (GO): cytoplasm
Source: RefSeq, a predicted model, not a curated record